Molecule: messenger RNA, 3065 nt
Organism: Dendrobium catenatum
Lineage: Eukaryota; Viridiplantae; Streptophyta; Magnoliopsida; Asparagales; Orchidaceae
Product: DEAD-box ATP-dependent RNA helicase 13
Exons: 16
Coding region: 105-2669 (854 amino acids)
Cellular component (GO): nucleolus
Molecular function (GO): ATP binding; nucleic acid binding; RNA helicase activity
Source: RefSeq, a predicted model, not a curated record
GUUUGCUUUUCAAGUUUGACAUUCUUGCUUCGAAGGAGCAAGAGCCGCUUCUUCGGCUCCUUUGUUGUUGUUCGACUUCGCUCCUUCGACGACGUACUAUAUUCAUGUCGGAGCGGAAGUUACGACAUUUUAAUCGGAAGCAAGGACGGGAGCUCGCUAGCUGUGAAGCCCCUGAAGAUAUCGUUCGCUCUGACGCCAUGGACGAAGUAUCUCUGUCUCCAUCUUCUACAUUAGACACAAGAAAGAAGAAUCCAAAGAGGAGGUGGAAGCAGAAGAUUGCAAAUAAGGCGAACUCUUUCGAUUCCGACCGCCUCGACUUCAUUCCUUGGAAACAAGCCGAGAGCAGUGGCGAUCCAUUCGCCCUUCUCUCCGGCGGCGUUGAAGGAGGGUUCCUUUCCUUGGAAGAGAUUGACGAGUCGGAAUAUUGUUUAUUCAGUGGAUCACCGGAUAUAGAGAGCGAGGAAAAAGCGGAGAACACUACUUCUUCCAAGUUGAAGAAGAGGAAGAGGGUUAAUGUUGAUGCAGAGUCAGAGGGGGGUGAUUCGUGCGUAGUUAACGAGGAAGGUAUAAAAGAGAAGGGUAGUAAGAAGAAGAAGAGGAGGAGGAAAAAGAGGAGCAAUGAUCACAAGACGAAGGAAUUGAUACCUGAUGGCGAGCCGGAACAGCAGUGCGAACCCGCUGAAGGAAGCCCUAAAGCAGACAGUAAUAAAACCAAUGCUGAAAGUGGCACAGAUGAAGAACCUUUUGGUGAUGAUGGAAUGUGUGCUUGGAAUGAACUGAGACUCCAUCCUCUUUUGAUAAAAUCAAUGCGCAGACUUGGAUUUAUAAAACCUACUCCAAUACAGAAAGCUUGCAUUCCUGUUGCUGCUCAUCAUGGAAAGGAUGUCAUUGGUGCAGCACAGACAGGUUCAGGGAAAACCCUUGCUUUUGGAUUACCGAUUUUGCAACGCCUUCUUGAAGAACGGGAGAAGGCCAGAAGAUUACUUGAGAAUGGUACUGGAGGCACUGGAGGCUUUGGAGAAAGCCACCUUCGAGCACUUAUUUUGGCUCCGACAAGAGAGCUUGCCUUACAGGUAUCUGAUCAUCUCAAGAUCGCAGCAAAAUAUAUCAAUGUUCGUGUAGUUUCCAUAGUGGGUGGUAUGUAUUCAGAAAAACAGGAGAGGUUGCUUCGAAGGAGGCCUGAGAUUGUUGUUGGAACUCCAGGAAGGCUAUGGGAAUUGAUGUCAGGGGGAAAUGAACAUCUUGUGGAGCUGCAUUCUUUGUCGUUCUUUGUGCUGGAUGAGGCUGAUCGUAUGAUAGAGAAUGGUCAUUUUAAUGAGCUUCAAUCCAUCAUUGACAUGCUUCCAACUGGCAACAGCAACAUGGAGCAAACUUCUGAAACCAACAAAACUUACAAAACAAUCCCCAAUUUGCCACGAAAGAAGAGGCAAACAUUUGUUUUCUCUGCCACUGUUGCCCUAUCUGAUAAUUUUCGCAAGAAACUUAAGCGCACUUUAUCCAGUACAAAAUCAACCUUGACAGAUGGAUUAACUUCUAUAGAAAAGCUUUCAGAGCGGGCUGGAAUGAGACCUGAUGUUGCAAUCAUUGAUUUGACAAAUACUUCUAUUGUAGCAGAUAAGCUUGUGGAGUCAUUCAUCGAGUGUGGUGAAGAUGAAAAAGAUGCACACUUAUAUUACAUUCUAAGUGUUCAUCGUAAAGGUCGCACAAUUGUUUUUUGCACUUCAAUUGCAGCGUUACGUCACAUUUCAUCUUUACUACGUCUUCUUGACGUGAAUGCUUGGACCCUUCAUGCUCAGAUGCAACAAAGGGCCCGCUUAAAGGCCAUGGAUCGGUUUCGUGAGAGUGAGCAUGGGGUCUUGAUAGCUACUGAUGUUGCUGCAAGAGGCCUUGAUAUUCCUGGUAUUCGAACUGUUGUUCACUAUCAACUGCCACACUCGGCUGAAGUUUAUAUUCACAGAAGUGGUAGAACUGCAAGAUCUUCCUUUGAUGGUUGCUCCAUCGCACUAAUUUCCUCUAGUGAUAAAGCAAAGUUUUCUUCAUUAUGCAAAUCAUUAUCAAAGGAGAGUCUUCAAGAAUUUUGUGUAGAUUAUGCUUACAUGCCUGAUGUAGUGAAGCGAAUAUCACUUGCUCGACGAAUUGAUAAAAUCCAGCAAAAAAUAUCCCAGGAGAGUGCAGAAAAAAGUUGGUUUCAACGAAAUGCUGCUAAUGUUGAAUUAGCAGUGGAUGAUACAGACAGCGAGGAAGAAAGGGAAAUGGUCUAUAAGCAAAAGAAAACCAGUUUCUUCCAUUUGAAGCAGUUACAACAAGGAUUGAUUGCCCUGUUGUCAAGACCAAUGCAACCCAAAGCAUUUUCACACCGAUUUUUGGCUGCGACUGGCGUUUCACCCCUUGUUCAACAACAGCUGGAGGAGUUUUCAAAAGCGAAGCUGAUGGGAAAAAUGGGUUCUCAAGAGAAGAAAACUCGAGGGCUUUUGGUAAUUGGUCAAGAUUGUGUUGAACCACUUCAGGCUCUUAGGAGCUCAGGUCGUGAGGUCUGUGUUAAUGUAGAUAAAAAGAGAGAAACGAGAAGACUGGUUGAAAAUUGGAAAAGCAAGCGAAGAGAAGAAAAAAAGCGAGAACGUGAACAGAGGAGAAAGGCAAGGAAGAAGGCCCGGCAAGGUAUGAAAUAGAGAUUGGUUUCCUUGCUUCAACAAAUGCUUAUUGAAGAUGCUUGAUUGUCCAACUCAGCCUCACGAAGUAUUAUAGAGUGAUUGGUUGGAUAAUGGAGAUUUCCUUCAGGAUAUUUCUGGGAAAACAACCAUGAACCAGGUAUGAAGUACAAAUUUGAUGUCUGAGGACCUUGGCAACAGUGCAUGAGGGAAACUAGUCUAGAUGUGACUGAAUAGUAUUUUGUAGCAAUUCCAGUUUUGAGGGAAACUAAUCUAUAUGAAGAUAUAGACUAUGAUUAUGCUGAGAAAUAUUUAUAACUUAAUAAUGCUGAAUAAUAUUUUCUUUACCCUUUUCUCCUUAUUUUAUGUAGAUUAUUGCAAUGCGGGAAUUAUAUAAGUUGUGGUGUGAUAAGGCUU